AUGGUGUCGGCAAGAGGCGAGAAGAAGGAAAACAAGAAGACCAAGUCGAGCGCCCAGUCGCCGCAGAAAUCGGCGAGAUCGGAGGCGCCGAAGCUGCCGAGCGCCGACGAGAAACAGGCGCUUUCGCCUAAAGGAAAACCGGUUGGUUGAGGAAAACGAACCACAAAGAUGAAUCUUUUUCAGCCACGGAAGAAACCGAGUAAAAUGCAGGUGAGUGUGGACGCGUCGGAGGUGGCACCGACGGAGAACCAAACGGAAACGGUGGAGGCGACGUUGAACGAGGACGAGAAUGCGUCCACUCUGAAUCCGCUAAAGGUCUCCUCUUCCUCAUCCAAAAUGCUGCAAACCGGAGCAGUGAGCCAAAUGACGACAGUAGUCGAACUUCCGAAGCCGCCGCCCACUCACUUUGCCCCAUUCGUCGUCAAGCUCGAGCCGGAGUACUCGGCGACGAAGACGUUCUUCGCGAAUGUGUCAUUGAACAGAAACAUGAUAGUGACUACGGUGAGACGGCCGAUGAUGCCGUUGCUGAUAGCCGGCGAUCUGAUGAGUGCGGUCAACGGAGUGUCCGUCUGGAAUCGUCGACAACUCGAUCGGGAGAUCAACAAUUGCAAGAAAACCGAGUCGGCAGAGAAUGUAAACUGAACUGAUUCCCCUAUCCUCUUCGUUCCAACCCGUUCCAUUCAUUCAGCCAGUGCAACUGACCGUAAUCCGUGUCUGGAACAUGAUAUGUCCGCCGAGAGAGCGAAUGGAACUGUUGAAUGUGCAGCUCGACGAACGCCUUCAACACUUUAUGACCAGAGUUUAUCUGAACGGCAAGAGCCCGGGAUUCAAUAUAAAUCAGGACAAGCGGAGGGUGUAUGUCAUGAGUUUGAAGCCGAAAUCGCCAGUCAGCUACUCGCUCCGCCUCGGUGAUUAUCUUCUGGCGAUCGGCGACACGAAUCUGGUGAGCAUUAGAAAGUGAAUUUUGAAAAGUUCUUCUUUCAGAAUUUCAAAACAAGGAAGACCACGCAGACGACGAUUCGGAACGUGUUGGACCGAAACAGAAAAAUCGGAUAUGUCGAGUUAGCGAACGCGUUGUUCGUCUUCAAAAAAUGAUAGUUUUCAGUGUAAUCGCCUGCCGUCCCGUCUUAUAUCGCAGCUCGCCGAACCCGAGUCUCGAGGCGGACUUGACGGAACGAUUCCCGGAGUUGCUGCUGAAACAGGAGAAGGAGAGUUCGAAACCGGCAGCCCAGCCACCAACGGGACCGCCGCAACCGCCCGGCACCGCUCCGAGCACUGCUCCCGCUCCCGCAGCCAAGACGGAAAAGAAGGAGCCCGAGGAUCUGAAGGAUGCACCGCUGGAAGCUGAUUCUCUGGAAAUUGCGCUUCGUGAAAUGUGCUGUCUUCAGCAAUUUGUGAAACCGGAAACCCCACUGGUCAGUCAGCCCCUCUCAACGAAAUGACUCUAUUCCUUUACAGCCGUCCUUCGACAAGGGUCGUUCCCUGCUCCGUGCUCCUUCGACGCUCUCCGCCGCCACCUCUUCGGCCACGAAUCUCGCCGAAAAGUCCGUCUACAUGCCCACAACUUCCACCGCCGCCGUUGCCACCGCCUCCACUAUGGGCCCCUCGCCGGCUGGAACUCCGCGCAAGAAGAAGUGGAAGUCGAAGUCGCCGUCACGACAGGCGACGAUCAGUUUCAAAGAGCAACCCGAGACGGCGAAGAUCACGUCGGACGUGUCCGAUGAGGCGGAACUGAAGAAGUGCGAUCCGAGGUCCGGAAUCGUCGCCUACAUCAGAAACGUGUUCAACAGCAAUUGA
Caenorhabditis sp. 36 PRJEB53466 is the source of this 1797-nucleotide messenger RNA. The record is from the annotation of a GenBank genome assembly. NCBI's taxonomy places the organism in Eukaryota, Metazoa, Nematoda, Chromadorea, Rhabditida, Rhabditidae.